AUGGGCGCGCUGCUGUGGUGGGACCAGCUGCGCGCCGGCAGCUCGGAGGUGGACUGGUGCGAGGACAACUACACCAUCGUGCCCAGCAUCGCCGAGUUUUACAACACGAUAAGCAACGUCUUGUUUUUUGUUUUACCACCCAUAUGUAUGUGCUUAUUCCGUCAAUAUGCAACCUGCUUCAACAGUGGAAUAUAUUUAAUAUGGACUUUGCUGGUUGUGGUUGGAAUCGGAUCUGUUUACUUUCACGCCACCCUCAGUUUCCUGGGCCAGAUGCUGGAUGAGCUGGCUAUUCUCUGGGUCCUGAUGUGUGCUCUUGCCAUGUGGUUCCCUAGGAGAUACCUGCCUAGAGUUUUUCGAAAUGACAGGAGCCGGUUUAAAGCUGCCGUGGCUGUCCUUUCUGGAGUUACUACUUGCCUUGCCUUCGUUAAGCCUGCCAUCAACAACAUCUCACUGAUGACUCUGGGUGUUCCCUGCACAGCUUUGCUCGUUGCAGAGUUGAAGAGGUGUGAAAACCUGCGUGUGUACAAACUGGGUCUCUUUUCAGGUCUUUGGUGGAUGCUAGCACUUUUCUGCUGGAUCAGUGACAAAGCGUUUUGUGAGAUCUGGUCUUCAUUUAACUUCCCUUAUUUGCACUGUGUAUGGCACAUUUUGAUUUGCCUUGCGGCGUACCUGGGAUGUGUCUGCUUUGCUUACUUCGAUGCCGCCUCUGAGAUUCCUGAGCAGGGCCCUGUCAUAAAGUUCUGGCCCAGUGAAAGAUGGGCAUUCAUUGGGGUUCCUUAUGUCACCCUCCUCUGUGCACAGAAGAAAUCACCUGUGAAGAUCACAUGAAGUUUGCCAUGGAAUGGGGGUGGAGUUUCAACUUACAUUCCAGCAGAGACAGUAUUUACAUAAUGAUAAAUUAAUAAGAUUGUAUUUUAUCUUCUCCUUAAAAUAUGCAACGCUUCAGGUGCCAUAGAAAGAGGACACUAGUGUGUUUUCUCUCUCUGGAGAGGAGAGAGGAGCAAGAAGGUGGAGACUCUUGAACACUGAAGUAACCACUGACUUCUUCUCUGGGUGGCUGUUUUGCACUGUGUUGCACUAUGCAGCAUUUCACUUGAUAAAAGCUCUUUCCUAAUACCAAGGUCAAUGAAUGAUGUUUCUGUAGUAGGUCAGCUCUGAUGCUUAAUUCACUUCUUUUGUAAAUUAUGGCUUAAGGCCUUCUUUGUAAAAAAGAAAGUCCAAGAUGCCAAUAUGCCAUCCUGUGUCCUCAACUCUGAUUUUUAUGUUGGUUUCACAUGGCCACAAGAGUGUGCUCGAAGCACAUGCUCCUCCCAGCCCUGCUGGUUACAAAGGAGGCUACCUGUGCAUCACAUCAGAUCACAGAGUGUAUGGUUGCUUCCCCAGGUACAACAGGAGACCGGUGCAAAGUGUUUGCAAUUGGAUAACUGGGUCAGUGCAGUAAGGCAGUGUAAAUGCAGGAACAGCAGACAGAAGAUUAAGGCUCUAAAACUAAAUAGGAGUUCAAGGGGUUUUUAUUUUUCUGUGUUUCCACUGUCCUGUGGAUAUAUUUGUAUGCUGCAUAUUUCCCUCUUACAGAAAUGUUGCAGAAAUCUCUCACUGCCUCUGCAGUCAUGUUUAGUCUUGAAUUUGACCAUGAAGCUCACACGGAAGUGUGAACAUUAACUUCAGUAAGCACUCAGGUCAGCAUAGGUGGACAGCGUAGGUACUUAGCUGUACAUCUAAUUUGAGAGUUAACUUCUCACCAGUGCAUUGCAAAGUGAUGUGAACAAUAAUCCAGUGCUCUGCUAGUUGCACUUUGGAAAAAAAAAGGUAGGUUAAGUGGUUAAAAACCAAGCUGAAGACUUAGAUUUUGGUGAGCAGUGGAAGGUAUCAUUGAGUCUUACAUUCUUACAAAAUAACAGUAGAUUCAGUUUUUCUGUUUGUGUUCAGCCUGUUUUGUAAAGAUAAGGGAUGGCUAGAUCCAGUUAGUUUUAAGGUUGUACAUUAGGGUUGAGGUUCAGGAAUGGCUGUGAUUCUUUCAAGCAGUUUAUGCUAGGUCUUUUUUAAAAAUUAUGCAAAGUGCAGACAUGUUUUUAAAAUAUUAGCAAUUGUAGCUGCUAAUAGCUGCAGUGUUGGAGACAAUGGACUCUGUUUACAUUCCACCUAACAGCAGAACUGUAAGCUGGUUAAGGCUUUGGAUGUACAUUUUUAUUAAUAGGUGAUCUUUCCUUUUUGAUUGUUAGACCACGAGAUACCAUUUACUCUGUCUUUGCUGAGAAGUUUCAUAUUGUACUUGAUUUUUAUCAAUGUGAGGGUGUAUUCUAUACAGUAUCAUAUUUAGGAGAGUGUUUUUUAACAAGACCUUUGGGGUGAAUUAACAUUCAAGCAUUGUCAUACCUUUAAGAUAACUUUAAUAUUCAAAUUUAUGCUUAGAAAACAAGAGCUAAUGUAUAUGCUGUUCACUUAAAGCAAAGAUUUUACUGGGAGGUAUGACUGUCUUCUUGAGAACUUAUAAGUGGGUAAGUAGCCUACUGUCAAAUUGACUAACAGAUCAUAAAAGCAGCAAAGUCUGUCCAGUGGAGUAAUUAAAAUUUAUACUGCUUGCUAGUAGAUUUGUCUGAGAGGAAUGUGGUUUUUGAACACACGAUCAUACAGUUUUUGUAUGAAAAUUGUUUGUAAAAAUUCAUACAAUUAUGUUUGUUACUCUUUGAAACACAGCUGCUUGCUUUUUUUUUUUUCCCCCCCCUUCCUCUCUCUCUAAUUAUGAAAUGCUCAGUUUCAAACACUUCUCAGGUAUUCUAAGUUUUAUUAUUAGAUUCUUAGACAGACAGGCUUGCAGGCUGGAACCCAGCUAAGAUGGCUGACACCUGACAUAGCCCUACUUUGAGUAAGACUUUUUUAUAUUGUUUGCUAAAUUAUUAUGUUAUGGUAAAUAAGUUAUUUUCAGUAUUGCUUGGGAAAUUAGUAACUGCAGAUACAGGGUGCUGUUUAAAAUGUAAGUAGCCUUCCUACUUAAUAUUUUGUUUGUAAACAACCUCUCAGACUGAAAGGGCUGUAAUCAAGCUGCUGUCGUCUGCUGUGCAGAGACUGACUGCUCUUAAAAAAGUAUUUUUAUAAUUUAAAAAAUGGCAGUAGUGGCAUCCAGCUGUUGCAGAGGUGAGUGAAUGCAUGUAAAGCCAAGAAUUAUUUCCUGUAUUUUUAUUAACUAACCUGUAGUCUUCAUACUCUUCAUAGGAGAUUUGGUGAACUAUGAUAACUAUCUCAUAUCGGAAACUUCACUGUAUAAAUGUUUGGCACUACACCAUUGUAACAGAAGCCCACUACUUUCAGGUGUACCUACUACAUGUUACAUUAAAUUAAUAUUAAUUUAUAUGUUCUGGGGAAAGCUACAUUUAUUUCAAAAAAAGAAAAAAACGUGCAUUUUUUUAUUAAAUGCACAGCUUUACAGUUUUCAUUUUAGACUAAGGCUCUGUUUCACAAUAACAUUAGUACCUGAAGAAGUAUGUGACUGGCAGAUAGACGGGUUUGUGCACAGCCCUGAUCAUACAGAUGAACAGACAUAUGCACAAAUAACCAUAUUAUGUUGGAAUAUAAAGUGACAUAUAUUCACCCUCAGGUUUUAAAGUUCCAGAAUGCUUUAUUCCCUUGCUCACAGGAAGUGAUUGGGUUCCUAGUCCUUAGGUUCAAAAAGUAUUUUAGUUUUAUUAGUGGGAUGCAAAAGUGUGUUAGGUGUAAUGUAGAUUCUGUAUAUUGACAAGUGCUAUCUAUCAUUCCUCAAAUGUUAAGCUUUAGUUUAUUUAAGAGGGGAUGUUUAAUUCUCAGUAAUGAAAAACACUUGCCGAAAUCAUAGUCAAUAAAAACUCAAUGAACAGUACAUAAGGAGUGGUGUUGGGGUUGUUCUGUUUUUUUUCCAUCUCUGUUGAAGUCUGUAUGUCAGUCUAUACUGAAUGUUUCUGGAAAGCAUGUAAUACUUUGCAACAUUAAAUGACAUUUGCAAAAAAUACUGUUUGCCUUUGCAUACAUUGUGUUUGUGGAGAAGAGUGCAGCUUCCAAUAUAAUGCCUUGCAGCAGCACAGUCUAUAUUAAAGUAAGUUUUCCCUCACACAGGUUACAGCAGUUCUGACUCUUAGAUGAGGAGGGAGACUACAUUCGAGAGAAAGCCAUUAAUUCAUGAGGUAGAGACUACUUUGCUGAUUUUUUGCAAGUAAAGCAAAUACUUGGAAAACUGCAAGCCCACGAAUCGACAGAGACAAGUAGGAAGAAACAGCUAAAAAUAAAUGGCCUGUAUUUCUACAAAUCCAGGAAACUGGGUCAGACUGAGUAUGUCUGGGAGAACAAAGUGUGAAUCUCUAGUAGAGAGAUAAUGGCUGUAUACUAGCCCUGCACCUACCCCUCCCCUCCUGUGUCCCUUUUACCACAGUUCCUCACAAUUCCAUAUGAAAGACCUUCUUUGAGACCCUUCUGGAUUCCCAUACACC
Messenger RNA from Apus apus (common swift), 4457 nucleotides. It is a transcript of the gene ACER2, whose product is annotated as alkaline ceramidase 2. Bases 1 to 828 code for a protein of 275 amino acids. Gene Ontology annotation, cellular component: membrane. Gene Ontology annotation, molecular function: hydrolase activity, acting on carbon-nitrogen (but not peptide) bonds, in linear amides. Gene Ontology annotation, biological process: ceramide metabolic process. NCBI's taxonomy places the organism in Eukaryota, Metazoa, Chordata, Aves, Apodiformes, Apodidae. The transcript is spliced from 6 exons. The record is from RefSeq and is a predicted model, not a curated record.